AUGGGUGUCGGUCGCCGCAUGAAGAAGCAGGGCCCGCCCCCGCCGCUCGACGAAUCCCUCGUCACGCGCAAGCGCAAGAACCUCGACGAGGCCGCGCCCGCCCCCGCCGCUGCCACUGGCAAGCCGAAGAAGCGCAGGACGUCCGAGGAGGCCGCGCCCGCGUCGCAGAAGGAGGUCGCCAAGGCUAGUGCUAAGGGCGGAAAGAAGGCUGUGCCGCCGGUUGAAGAGGAGGACGAAGAUAUGUGGGAGAGCGACGCGGAGGACUCCGAGGCCGACGUCGUGGACGAGUUUGAUCUGGGCGGUGACGACGAGUCGAUGCCCGACGACGAAUUCUUGGACGACGGCGAGGAUGUUGUCGACUCGGACGAGGAGGUCAUGCGCAAGGGCAUGUGGUCCGAGGACGAGGACGACGACGCAGAGGAGGAGCUCACGGCCGCCAACAUCGAGGGUCUGUCGCGGAGGCUCGACAUGGAGAGGGCGCGGGAAGAGGCCGAGGCGCAGGCCGAACUGGAGGAGGCCGCAAUCCAGACGAACAUUGCCGGUGACCGGCCCAAGAUUCUCGCCGACUCGGACGACGAGGACGAGGGCGCUGCGAGCAGGCUGGCGCCCGAUCUCCAGCUGUUGCGCACGCGCAUCACCGACACGAUUCGCGUGCUCAACGACUUUUCGAACCUGGCGGAAGAGGGCCGGUCGAGGGCCGAGUACACCGCUCAGGUUCUCAAGGACAUUUGCGCAUACUACGGAUACUCGCCCUUCCUGGCGGAGAAGCUGUGGAACCUGUUCCCGCCCUCGGAGGCCUUUGCCUUCUUCGAAGCCAACGAGACGCCCCGUCCCCUGGUCAUCCGCACAAACACGCUGCGCACGCAUCGUCGCCAGCUCGCCCAGUCGCUCAUCAACCGCGGCGUAACCCUCGAGCCCGUGGGCAAGUGGUCCAAGGUCGGUCUGCAGGUCUUCGAGUCGCAGGUCCCCAUCGGUGCCACGCCCGAGUACCUCGCCGGCCACUAUAUUCUUCAGGCCGCGUCGUCGUUCCUGCCCGUCAUGGCGCUGGCCCCGCAGGAGCACGAGCGCGUGCUCGAUAUGGCCUCGGCCCCCGGUGGUAAGACGACGCACAUUGCGGCGCUGAUGAAGAACACGGGUUGCAUCUUUGCCAACGAUGCCAACAAGGCGCGUGCCAAGGGUCUGAUCGGUAACAUUCACCGUCUGGGCGUCAAGAACACGAUUGUCUGCAACUACGACGCCAUGGAGUUCCCGCGGGUCAUUGGCGGUUUCGACAGAGUGCUGCUCGACGCUCCCUGCUCCGGCACCGGCGUCAUCGCCAAGGACGCGUCGGUCAAGACGAACAAGACGGAGAAGGACUUUAUGCGGCUGCCGCACCUGCAGAAGCAGCUGCUGCUGCACGCGAUCGACUCGGUCGACCACGCGUCCAAGACGGGCGGCUACAUCGUGUACUCGACGUGCUCGGUGACGACGGACGAGAACGAGCGCGUGGUGCAGUACGCGCUGGACAAGCGGCCGAACGUAAAGCUGGUCAGCACGGGGCUGACAUUCGGCAAAGAAGGCUUCACAAGCAUCGCGGGCCGCCAGUUCCACCCCUCGCUCAAGGAGACGCGCCGGUACUACCCGCACGCCUACAACGUCGACGGCUUCUUCGUCGCUAAGUUCAAGAAGACGGGCCCCACGCCCGCCAACGCCGUCAACGCGUCCAACUCGAGCGCCAAGGCCGUGCCCAUCAGAUCCGCGGCCGCCGACGUCGAGAACUUUGCUGAUAAGACCCCGAUUGCGACGGAGGAUGAGGCGGACGAUGCCGCGGACGACGACUUUGGCGGCUGGGACGACGAGGAGGACCAGAAGCUUAUUGAGCGCGCCCGCAAGUCGCAGCUGCGCCGCAAGGGCAAGGACCCGCGCGCCGUG
Aplosporella prunicola CBS 121167 is the source of this 1911-nucleotide messenger RNA. RefSeq lists its product as uncharacterized. Gene Ontology annotation, cellular component: nucleolus. The record is from RefSeq and is a predicted model, not a curated record. NCBI's taxonomy places the organism in Eukaryota, Fungi, Ascomycota, Dothideomycetes, Botryosphaeriales, Aplosporellaceae. Gene Ontology annotation, molecular function: RNA binding; rRNA (cytosine-C5-)-methyltransferase activity. The annotation marks the transcript as partial. Gene Ontology annotation, biological process: maturation of LSU-rRNA; rRNA base methylation. The transcript is spliced from 2 exons.